Penicillium brevicompactum is the source of this 267-nucleotide messenger RNA. RefSeq lists its product as uncharacterized. The transcript has a single exon. The record is from RefSeq and is a predicted model, not a curated record. Bases 1 to 267 code for a protein of 88 amino acids. Lineage: Eukaryota; Fungi; Ascomycota; Eurotiomycetes; Eurotiales; Aspergillaceae.
AUGAGUAGUUUCAAAGAUCCCCAGCAAUUGAGAAAUCAAAAUUUGAGUGAAAGAACUGGCGAAGUAUCUGUGGAGAAGCGCAGCAUAAACAGGCGGGAAAAAGAGAAGAGAGAGAAGGAAGAAGCGGAGGCAGCGGAGAGAGCGAAGCAGCAAGCGGCGCAGGCAGCUGUAUUGGCACCUGGUAACCAGGCUAGGAAGAGUCGUGAGAAGUCGCAUAAUGCGAAUGUUGUGAGCGAGUUCCUCGAGGGCUAUCAUGAUACUCCAUGA